This is a messenger RNA of Puccinia triticina, 771 nucleotides long. RefSeq lists its product as uncharacterized. Gene Ontology annotation, biological process: protein localization to Golgi apparatus; Golgi to endosome transport; Golgi to plasma membrane protein transport. Gene Ontology annotation, cellular component: Golgi membrane; trans-Golgi network. NCBI's taxonomy places the organism in Eukaryota, Fungi, Basidiomycota, Pucciniomycetes, Pucciniales, Pucciniaceae. The coding region runs from base 1 to 771 and encodes 256 amino acids. The record is from RefSeq and is a predicted model, not a curated record. The transcript has 4 exons.
AUGGACGGAAGCAAGAACAACAAGAACGAGCAGAACAGCGAAGCCGAAGAACUAUCGCCGAUCAUCACCACCUUCGACCUCCCAAGCACACCCUCAGCGCCGCCACCCCCAGCAGCAGGUCCGACAAGCCAGAAGCAUCAUCAUCAUCAUCAGACGACGACGACGAAACCGCUCCAGACGAACUGGAAGUCGGACACACGCAACUUCCGGAUCCAAGGCUGGGAUCCACCUGAGCAACUCGAACUCGAAGGCGGGCCCCGGAACGUGGCUAUGAUCAUUGAUUGGAGAGCGAUGGCUGGCACGACGACUCUACAUACCAAUCAGUAUAAUCCAAAUCAUCGUCUGGACGGCUGGGCGGGCUUCGGUAGACUGCCAGAGUCUCUCGGCCGGAAGCCAUUUCGUGUCGGCAAUCGUCUCCCUCACAUCAGCAUCAGCAACCCCACAAAUCACUCCAAUCUCUCCGACUCUAACCUCGGCUUGCUCGAUAAAAUCUCCCUCGGCCUCGGGCCUGAUUGGAUCCAGAAUAACUUGAACUAUUCUGGCCGCACCGCCGAGCUUUUCUCGGACUCGAAUCGCGCCUGGGUCAUCUCCAUAGCCUGGCUAAUCUCCUCAUUGAUCGGGGUGUUUAUAUUAUACGAGAUAGUACGACGACCGAAGCAUAUCAUGGACCAUUCCCUAACGAUCUGUCUGAACCACUUGAUCCUCACCACAUACUACUCGGCCCAUCUGCCCUCCUCACUCUGCGUGAAUUCCGCGACGGUCUCGGCGUAG